AAUCUCCAAAGGUCGGUGGGAGGCGAAAAACCAUGGCUUGCCCAAGGACGCGGAGAUGAGGUCUUCAAUACUAUGCCCCCUUCCGGUUCCGGGAGAAAAUAAAAGGCCCGGGGAGUCCGGUACGGACGAGCCCCAAAGGAAGAUUAAGCGGACAAAAAGGGCCGCCCGCAAACUAAAAAGCCAAAUCGUCUUGUCCUCCGAGGAGGAGGACGACAAAGAGGAUGACGAUGAGGAGCAGCCGGAGCUCGUCCGCCAUCGAUCCAUUCGACCGGACCCCGAGCCGGUGGUCGAUCCAGCUGAGGCUCCUCCCGAGGACGUGAGGGUUGAGGAUGCUAGUGAACCCUCGGCCCCUGCGCGGGCGUCCCCGGGUACCGAUCACCCGGUUACGUCCCCCCCGUCUUCCUCGACUUGGGGGCAGCUGCCGGACGACAUCCCGAUGAUGGGAGGUAGCUUCGAGACCUUUUUUGAUGGGGUACCCUCCGCCAACACUUUCGGGCUCGAAACCCCCCGGAAAGACCCUCAGGCCGAAUUAAGUGGGACUUCGGCCGUCGACAAGCUUGUCGAUAGGUUUCCAGCUCCGAGCCUGGACCCGGACUGUAACAGGAUAGUAACUUUUGCUAUCCCCAAAGACGUCCGGGCUCUGGGGCCCCCGGUCGGGGUUGCAAGCUAUCUUCAUCACCUGAUGACGGAGGAAGACCGGGCUGCAACCGAGGCU
Molecule: messenger RNA, 715 nt
Organism: Nicotiana attenuata
Lineage: Eukaryota; Viridiplantae; Streptophyta; Magnoliopsida; Solanales; Solanaceae
Exons: 2
Source: RefSeq, a predicted model, not a curated record